ACAAUGGGUAAAAUGGGUGAAUGACAGAAGUGUUUGUGAACUGGUGUUCAGCGUGUCACCUGUAUUAGUAUCAAUGUACUGGACUUACUGGGAGCUGUGGUCCUGACGACUUUCCUGUCGUGGAAACCAACCCAAACAACCAGGUGCUGUGCUUCUGGCAUGUUUAGACACAUUAACAGCUCCAGCUGUUCAUAAACAUAGUUCUACACAUUACACUAUACACUUAUGUUCAUGGUAUCCUUUUCAUUAAGAUGAAAAUAAAAACGAGUCUUUUUCUCGUUUUCCCAGCUUUUAUUCUGGUGGGGGGAUCAAACUGUUAGAACGUACACGGACCGUUAAUGCGCGUAGUUUACUUUGCAUUGAUGGGCAGAUUCCACCCACGUCCAGCUGCUACUGUUAUUUAACGCGUCAACGUCAGGUCCUUGGCUUCCACUGGGCCUGUUGUUUGCGCUACGUCUGGGAUUGUAGUCUUUAAAAACGCCUCGUUCUGCAGGCGAAUACGCACUCGGACUACAACAUCCACGAAGCACAGCGCGUGGAGGGCGCUUGUUGGGGGUUCGCUAAUCUGACAACCAUGUGGAUGCAGUGCUUCGACACUCCGCCGCUUCAUAGAUCUGUGUUUUUAUCCAGGUCAUCCUCGUAGACAGACGUGCGCCCCGCUUCCACUGUUUACGUCUGCGGCGUGGAGCACGCAUGCACGCGCUGCUUUAUUGUAGGAACUGGAUCAGAAGUUGAGAGCACGCUGCUAUGGUCGCGCCACAUGGACGUUGCUCGACGGAUCAGACACGAGCAGGCGGCACGUGAAGCCGUUGGAGCGUCGCGUCUCGGGCUGCACUGAGCUGUUGUCGCCAGUCACGCGUCCUCUCCAGCUCCAUGAUGGCGAUGUUCCGGAGCCUGGUCUCGGCGAGCGCGCAGCUGCGGCCCCAGCAGCCGUCCGCCAGCGCGGCCGAGGGCGUCGAGAGCCAGUUCUCGUGCCCCAUCUGCCUGGAGGUGUACCACAAGCCCGUCAGCAUCGCCGGCUGCUCGCACACGUUCUGUGGGGAAUGUUUGCAGCCAUGUCUUCAGGUGACCUCGCCCCUCUGUCCUCUGUGUCGUGUGCCCUUUGACCCUAAGAAAGUGGAUCGCUCCUCCAGUGUGGAGAAACAGCUGGGCUCCUACAAAGCCCCCUGCAGGGGCUGUAGCAAGAAGGUGGCUCUGGUGAAGAUGAGGUCCCACAUUGCGUCCUGUUCUAAGGUGCAGGAGCAAAUAGCCAACUGUCCCAAGUUUGUCCCUGUGGUUCCCACGUCCCAACCCAUACCAAGCAAUAUUCCAAACCGGUCCACGUUUGUGUGUCCAUUCUGUGGAGCCAGGAACCUGGACCAACAGGAGCUGCUCAAACACUGUAUGACCAGCCAUCGCAAUGACCCCAACAAAGUGGUGUGCCCUGUGUGUUCAGCCAUGCCGUGGGGAGACCCCAGCUACAAGAGCUCCAACUUUCUCCAGCAUCUACUCCACAGACACAAGUUCUCCUAUGACACGUUUGUUGUUCCUGCACCACAGAGGUCCACGGCCAUUUCCAGUAAACUCUGCCACCUCAUGCAUUGUUCCAUUGGAUCCAUGACUGCAGCUGCUAAGACAAACAACAGGAACCUGUCAUGUGACCCCCACAGCUCGAAGGGCGUCCUCUGGAACAACCGACUCAAAGUGUCCUAACGGCGGCUGAACCACUGGUGCAGGUCCAGAUGUUUUGGUUGAGUUGCUGCCUGAGACAGUACUGCCGUGGUCAGUGUGUUAUUGGAUCAUGAAUUAGUCAAUAAUGAAGAACCUACAUGACUGAAACAUUAAACUGGUUUGAUGACAUGAAGGUCAUAAUCAGUCAAUGGUUUGACUGGUAGGAGGAAAACUGCAAAUCAUUUGUUUUUCUCACUGUUAAAGUAAUACAACCCAUCCUAGAAAAGCUGGGAUGAUGUGUAAAGCGUCCAUCAGAAAACAGACGCUGUGAUGUGCUGCAUUAAAGAUGGUCCUGGACAUCAUGUGGACUCAGGAACCAGUGUCCCUGUGUAUGGGCACAAUCAUGAACGGGAUUACAGCAGAGUCACACAAACAAUGAGUCAAAAACACAGUCACUAAGUCCGAACAUCUGGAAACCAUCAUCAUCGAAGAGGAGCUGGACCUUCUGAUUCUCUGCAGAUGUGUUAGUUGGCAGCUUCGACGUCUAAAGUCUUUGAUUCUCCUUUCACACAUCAUCACAACGUUCGGAGAAGAGGGCUGGUAUAAAACAUGAAGGUAGACUCUGUUUAGACAUCGUGUUUUUUUCACAUGCAGGCGUGUAAGUUGUUCCCUUGUCCCCUGUCCUGACUGAAGGAUGAGGUCUAACUCUGUGCUGAAUGCGGCACUGAACGGUGAGAGCAGGAUCCAACCGUGAACUCAGAGGUGUCAGCAUUUACAGACAUGAGCCUCCACAACUCUGACACACAGUUCCUCUUUUCAGCGUGAGUAUUUGCACGCUUGUGAUUUUUCUAUCUAGUAUCAUACAGUUGGUGUCUGGUGCUCGAUGGAUGUUGGACCUUGUUCUGUACCCUGCUUCAGACCUUGGAACAAGGAGGAUUUUUUGAUUCAUCUGCUAAGGUCCAUGACUAAAAGUCAAGUUUGUGACCACAACCUUCUGUGAUAGUUGCUGUUAGUACUGGUAGAUCCACCAGAGGAGCGUAUAGAGGACAGUCCAAUGCAGAGUCUGACCAGCAGGUGGUGGUGUCCUCAGUCAGGCUGGUAGUUUACUGACACAUCCACAUCCAAUGAAUGAACUGUUUUGUAUUUUGUUUGUUUUUCCUCUAAAUAAGCAGCAUGUCUCAUUUUCUUGUCAUUAUUAUAUUAACAAAUGGUUCUAAGGAUGCAGAAUAAAUGAAUAAUAAUAAUAAAUAAAUGAGUGCAGGUGUGAGGCAGGGAAACAUGGUACCUCUGGUAUGACUGCUCAGUGUCCCCACAUCAUCCAACAGCCGAUUACACACAUACGUUCAUCAUUUCUGCUCUGUGCCCCGACAAGGGACAAGGCAAUCUAAAUAUUACUAAAGUUUGAAUUCAGAUGAGAUCAGUCCAAGGAUUCCAGGCCCCCAACGCAUCCACACAGGGACCAUGCAGACCCCAUGAAGGUUAAUAAUUGGUCAUAAAACUAAAAACAGAUUUAAACCCUAUUCUUCAUUAGAUGUUUCUUUACUUGACAGAUUGACCACAUCUUGAUUGUCCGAUUGCAUAUUCAGUAGUGGUGUACAUCUCUAGCAUCCUGUCUUUCAUUGUUGGACAUAUUAAAUUUAAAUUUGUCAACGACAA
Betta splendens (Siamese fighting fish) is the source of this 3306-nucleotide messenger RNA. Its product is annotated as E3 ubiquitin-protein ligase RNF166. The coding region runs from base 874 to 1692 and encodes 272 amino acids. Gene Ontology annotation, molecular function: ubiquitin protein ligase activity. The transcript is spliced from 6 exons. Gene Ontology annotation, biological process: protein polyubiquitination; ubiquitin-dependent protein catabolic process. Lineage: Eukaryota; Metazoa; Chordata; Actinopteri; Anabantiformes; Osphronemidae. The record is from RefSeq and is a predicted model, not a curated record.